AAAUGAACUGAAUUCAUGGUUGUUUACAAAACAAUUCGAUGCAAUUUUACAUUUACGCAGCAUUUCAACAUGUAUCACUAACUCUUUUAAAAAGUAUUAAUCUCUUACAUCUCGAGAAUGGUUACCGAAAAUGGUUUCAGCUCAAUAUUUGAUUAUAGUUCUCCUUUUCAGUAUGGUCCUGUCGGUGUGAAUAUGAAAUCAUAUAAUAAAAGAAAUUAUAAAUCAGUUUUCUCAUAUCAUGCUGUCUCUAUAUCAUCUGAUGAAGAGAAUGAUAGAGACAUGAAAGAACCUCUAUCGUCUGCUGUUCUAAGAAGUAUUAUUGUGUUUUUCCUUUAUUUGCUUGCUUUAAUAUCUUUCCCAUUUUCACUCUGGAUAUGCAUAAAGAGGAUUAGUUCAUUGGAGCGUAUUGUUCUUAUGAGACUUGGGAAACUUCAACCAAUUAAAGGACCAGGCUUUGCAUUUAUUUUGCCUUGUGUUGACAAAUGGACUAAAGUUGAUUUGAGACCUCAGAGUUUCGAUGUUUCUACAUCUCAAUUAUUAACUGCUGAUGGAGGAAUAGUGGAAGUCCAAAGCGAUAUUGAGUUCAGGGUUUCAGAUGUAACUAGUUAUGUUUUGAAACUUCACCAUCAUGAAAAUACUUUAAAGGAAUUAGGGUUGCUUUGUUUGAAAAACAUUAUUUCUGAGGAAGAUUUAGAAGAUCUGGAAACUAAAAGAGAUCUUAUUUGUUGCAAAAUAAAGGAUGAGCUGAAUCGAAGUGUCAUAAAUUGGGGACUUGAAGUUGUGCAUGUAUAUCUGCACUCUGUAAAAGUUUUAAAAGCAGCAGAACCUGUAGAUGCAAUUGGUACUUUAAUGACAGCACUGAAAGCUGCUACAGGUAACUCAUCUGAGCAUACAGCUGCCAUGUUUCCUCUCAUUCCAGAGUUAGCUGAAAAAAAUUCUGGUCAAGAAAUUAACAAAAAUGAACAGAAUGUCACAAAAACUCAGCUGCAGCCUGAGUAUUGUGUGACUGCAAUCAAAACGCUUGCCGCUCUUGCUGAGAAAGAAGGGUAUGUCAAAGAUCUGAGUGCCAAAUUUAGAUUUGACAUUGUGGGUCGAUCCACUUCAAGACUUUUAAUCUCAUUUGAUAAAGGGCACAUUUCUGUUUUUGAAAAUGUUGAGAGUUCUAAGCAAUCAGAUGUUCAACUCAUGCUUACUGAAGACAAUUUAAGGGAUUUUUUGAAUGGUGAAGUCUCACCUCUUGAAGCUUAUAUGGAUGGGAAGGUGAUGGUAACUGGUGAUUGGAGUCUUUUGAGAUCACUUGCAAAGGUUUUUGAUUUAUGUCGACCUAAGAGUCAAAGCACAUGAGUUUGUUGUUUUCAUUUUGUUGUUAUUUUAGUCAUUAAUGCCAUUGUACAUAUUCUCUGUAUUUUUGCUUAAUAUACAAGAACAAAAGAAUGCAUCAUCUGUCUAAAGUAUUGUAAAGUUAGAUGAUUAUUUUUAUGAUUGUUACAAUUUUAUAUGCAUUAUUUUCUAGUCAUGUUCACUUGUAUAGUUUUGUUUAAUGUUCACUGCUUAAAAGAUUUAAACUUUUUUUCCUUGAGUUUGUGGAUAGCUUCAUAGGGGGGGGGGGGAUCUUGAAUAUAUAUUCUGUUUGUUAGUCAUCUAAAAGUUUCUUUUCUUUUUUUUUAUUUAUAAAUUUUUAGAUUUACCGAUAAAAGGUGUAAAAUUGCCAUAUUUUUUAUAAAUUUUUUUUUACACGUAAGUUAUUAGAUUAGAAUUAAAUAAUAUGUUAAUGAAAUGAAAAAAUGUGUACUAAUGUUUUUAUUAACUAAUGCAUAUUAAAAUUUUACUAUAAUAGCUAUUUGUUAUAGGGGUUGUGAUUAUGUAACUUUAAUUUUCUUCUAUUUUUCUAUUCCUACUAUUUGCUCACUCUCUCGCUAUAUAUAUAUAUUUUCGAAUUCUCAAUCGUUAAUAAAAUACUUUUUAUUCAUCCACUCAAGUUCAAAUACAUUUUUUUAAACACUUGUAGUGGAUGACACUUGAUGUUAAUACAGUUUUUUUUCCAAAUAUUAAUUAAUUAAUUAAAUUUGUUCAGUAAUUACUAUUUGGUCGCCAAAGUCACCAAAUCCAUCGCCAUGUUGCCAAGUUUGUCGCUAAGCUCUAUUUUGCCACUUAAUAUUGUGAUUCUGUCAUAUGUAUAUACAUAUUUAUAUUAAUUGUAAUUAUUUAAUGAAAAGUAAUUAAAAUAAAAAAAAUGUUGGCGUAAGCAGAAAUUAACUUAAAUGCUUUUUUAUAUAUUGCAUGUUAAUUACUGUUAACUGAUAUAAAUUUUGAUACUUUAAUGAUAAUUGGAAUGUUUAAAACAUUUUUUAUCAGAGAGUACCUGUCAGAAAAUAUGAAAAUUUUUAGUGCCUCAUCAGUAAUUUCAUGUUACUUACACACACAUAUAUAUAUAUAUAUAUAUUAGUAUAAGUUAGCAUUUGCUGCUUUUAAAUGUGAAAUUUUUGCAUUCUAAAUUUGCAAAACACAGAUUGUUCUCUCUAAUCUAUCUGUCUUAUUUUUUUUAUUAUUAUUCAUUAUAAUUUUAAUUUUUAAUUUUUUUAUAUGAUCAACCAAAAUGAAUAAUCUUUUAAAAAUAUCUUGUUGUCUUUUAAUUAUAUAUUGUUUUAAAAGUGAAUGCAUAAUCAGCUUUCUAAACAUGAAGUGCAUGUUUCUUAAAUAUAAUUGUUUUGAAUUUUAUGCAAUAUUAUUAUUGUAAUUAUUAUAAUAGUUUUUUUCUCACUUGAAGAUAAAAAAAAAGCGAGUUAGCAUAAGGCACAUGCUCCGAGUUUUGUCAGCAUGCUAACACUGUUGUUGGUCUGUUCCUUUGUAAUAGUUUCUAUUAUUUUUUCAGCUUUAUUGUGUGAGUAUGCCAUUAUGGUACAAAGAAAGAAUGAUUUAUUUGAUUAGUUAUAAUUUUGAAAUUAUAAGAGUGUUUCAUUUACUCUUUCUUUAAGAAUUUUGCUUAAAAUGCAGGUAUUAAAUAUUAAAAAUGGAUAUGCUAUUGCUAUUCUGAAACAAAGAGUCAUGGUUGUUUCAUGGUUCUCUUUUAUUUAAAUAAUAUAAGAUUCAAUCACUUGUAAUUUACUUUAAUCUUUGAAACUUUCAUAAAACAUCAUUUGCAAAAUUAUACAAAAAAGCUAUGAAUUUUUUCUGUAGUUUAAUUUGUAAUUAGUAUUGUAACUUCUAGUCAUCAAAAUGCAAUGUAAUACUUUGGCACUGAUCUUCAUAUUUUCUGUUCUCUAUUUAUAAAUUUUAUCUCUAAAUAGUCAGUAGAAAAUCUUUAUUUAUUUUUUUCAUUGUUGUAAAUGAGAGGGGACUUGUAUUAUGCCAAAUUUGAUAAUCUUAUUCCUGUAUCCUGUUACAUGAUUCAAAAUUACAUUUUUGAAAUCACCUGUUCAUAAUUAUUAAAUUAUUACUCUUUCUCAGACUUAUAAACCUGAGAUGAGAUAUAUUAAUUUUAAUUUUUAUUUUUAAUCUGAUCUAUAUACAAUCUUUGAACAGAGCAAAAAUUUGCUAUUAAAAGAACAGAAAAUAAACUUAAGACUGUUUGUACGAGAGACAAAACUAAUUUGAGCUUGAUGUUUGAAAUAGUAAUCCAAAAGAUUUGGAAACUUCUGAAAUCAAUGGCUAUGGUUAUAAAUCAUGGGAUAAAAAUCUUUGCUUUCAUAAUUUAUAUUACAAAAUUUCAUUAUUCUUAUUUUUUUAUAUAUAUUUUUAAGGAAUUUGAAAAGUGAUCUGAGAGUUAAUAUUGAGAAUGGGUGAUAUUAGUCUUUCAUUUUCUCAUUAUUUUUCUGAAAAAAAGGGGACGUUGGGAGAAAUUCUGGUAUUAUGCAAGUACUGUUAAAAAUUAAACUCGUCAUUUGUUUAGUACUUUUUCUUGAAAAAUUUUAACCUUGAUAUUUUAUGUUCAGAGUAUUCUCUUGCAAUAAUGACAAGUUGCUGUUUAGUUUUUAUGGUUUAUGCUAGACAUUCAGUCUGGGUAUUAUUGAGUCUUUUACCUUUUUUUAAAAAAAUAUAUGUAACAUUUGCAUAUUUUGCUCAAAGCUGCAAUAUUAUGCCAAAUACUGCGAGUAUCCUUUUCUACAGUUAUUUAAUUAAAUAUAUAAAUAGGUUAAAACUGACUGCUUUCAGACUUUUUUUUAGAUUUAUAAUAUAUUUACACAUAGAUUUUGCUUUUCAAAGCAAUACUAUUUUCUAAAAUGUUCUGAAAAUUUCUAUAGAUGAAAAGAAAUCUGUAAAUUUUUAUUUGGUGCUGUUUUUUUAUUAUGUGCGUUAUAUUGGUUACUCAUAUUUUUUAUCUAUAUUAUAGCCUUUACUUAUAAAUUAUUAUUUUGGAUAGUGCUGUAAUACAGUUUUAUUGAAGUUUUAAAUUACAAUACAAAUAAUUGUUUUCUCAAAAAUGUUUUUCUCUUUUUGUUGUGCCAUCAGAACAAAAGUAUUUUAUUGUGUCAGUUUUAUUGGGCAGAUUAAUGUAUUCACUCAUAAUUCAUAUAUUUCAUUGCUGUGUAUAUAAAUUGAGUGAAUAAUAAUUAAUAUAUUACUUUUUUAAUUGUAUCUCUCAUACUUCAUCUCAUAAAGUAAAAAUUUGAUACCUUUAGAAUAGAUCAGAUUUCAAAAUCAUUAAAAUUAUAAGUUUUUUUUUACUAUUUUACCCUAGAUUUUAGUAUUAAAAGAUUUCAUAUUGAUUUUGUAAAUUUUUGAAGGUAUGAUUGAUAGUUUUGAUUAUUUAAAUAUUCUGUACUUCCUAUUAUUUUUAAGACAUCCUCUAUUUCUUGAGUGUAUAUCCUACAGAUACGAUUAAGAAUCCAUAGAAACAUUGAAAUAUUUGUCAGCAAAGUAUACAUUUUUGUACCAAAUUAUGAUAUCUUUGAAGUUGAUUGAGUAAUGGUUUAUUUUAGACUAUAAAUUUAAGAUGCAAGAACUUGAUGCAAAGAAAUCAUGACUGAAGUUUUUUUCUUCUUAACAUUACCAUAUAUAAAGUAAUAAAAGUUGAAUGCUAAUUAUUAAGCUUAUUACUACUUUUAUCACAAAUAUAUUAUUUUACAUUGAUGUAUUUGUAAUGAAUGCAAUUAUGAAUUAAAUUUGAAACUAUAUUAACACAUAUUAUGUAUUAUUGUAAUGAUACUUGUGAUUUCAAAAUUUUUAUGAACAUAAAAGGACAAAUUAUAAUAUCUGAGCAUCAUUUAAAAACGUGAUUUUUAUUAUUUACUUUUGUUAGUUGUGAUGAAGAAAUAAUUAAUAAAUGCUUAUGAAGGUAUACACUUAGAUUUCCUUUUAAUUUCAUAAAUAUCAUUGUAUUAUUAAGCAGGUGUGUACAAUAUGGUAAGUAGUUCAUAGCCAAUGUCCCCAAUUAAAAAAUGAAAUUUGAAACUAAACAAAACAAAAUUGAAUGUAACGAAUUUAUUUAUUGCAUAUUAUCUUUUAUUAAUUCAAAAUUUACCACUUUUUUUUUGUAAUGGAUGUUUAACUAUUUUGAAAACGUUUUAAGUGAAAUUGAUUCAAAUAGUCCAAAAUAAGUUUAAUGCAUUUAUUUUUGAAGCAAAUUAAAAUAUUUUUUUAAAUUUAAUAGUAUUUUAGUCCUAAAGUUUUCUUUGAUAAUAUUCAAAUAUAGGAAUUUGUCCAUGCAAUUGGAAUCGGAUUUGAGUUUGCUCACGAGAAAAUUCAUUUCCCAAAUACAUUUGAAAUAAUUUGAUAAUAAAGUUUAGGGACCAGAAGUCGGAUUUCAUUAGCCAAGUAUUUAAUCUUUGUGCUAAUUAACCUGCUGCUUUUAUGGUAUGGAAGUUUGAAAGUGUGAUACAGGCUCAACACUGGCUUCAUCAUCUUACCACAUUUAAAAAUAAAGAUGUUUAUAUGAUUAUUCCUUCAAAAAGGCAAGCUGAUUUUAAUUCGUUAAAGCAGUUAUAUUUAGUACUGCAGUUUAAUUUCAUUAAUGUUUUGCUGUAAAAAUGAUAGAGAAGUAUAUAUUAAUUUAUUUUGAUUUUCCCAUUCAGUUUUAAGUAUUGGAUAUUUAGCAUGGUAGUGGAGAGCUUAAAUGUAUUCAUAUUAUCAAAACAACAUAAUAUUUUUGUGAUAUUAUAAAAAAAUUCAUGGAAUAUGUAUUGGAAUUUUCUCUAAUUAAAAAUUAAUGAACAUUUUAAUAAUAAAUCUGAUUUAGUUUUUAAUUGUGAAUAGAUACCUAUUUUAGUAUAAAGUUACAACUUGCUUUUUUAAAAGUAUUGUUUUACAUUAAUUUGGAAAUCUUAAGUAUAUAUUUCUUUAAUAUAUAUAACAAUUUUUCUCCUUUCACAUAUCAGUUAACAGUGCAGUUUGUUGUCCUAACCAUAUAAUGAAUAAUACAAUCAUACAACUGGAAAACUGAUUUAAUAUGUUCAAUUAUAUGUAAUUCUUCUUAUGUAAGAACAUAUAAAAAGAAUUAUGUAUUUUUAACAGCUUAAAAGUGAUCUAAAAUUACAAUAUAUUACAUUUCCAUUGGCUUAGUUAAUAAUGAAUAAAAAUUACUUACAAAAUGUUGGUUUCUGGUUCAAUAAUUACACUCUAUUAAUGGUAUGGCUUUCAGUUACCUGUUACCUUUCAUUUGAUAUUUUUUUGUGUUUUCAAGUUUAUGUAAAAACGAACAUAAGAAUUAGACAAUUAUGAA
This is a messenger RNA of Argiope bruennichi, 6658 nucleotides long. RefSeq names its product stomatin-like. NCBI's taxonomy places the organism in Eukaryota, Metazoa, Arthropoda, Arachnida, Araneae, Araneidae. The transcript is spliced from 10 exons. The record is from RefSeq and is a predicted model, not a curated record. Gene Ontology annotation, cellular component: plasma membrane. The coding region runs from base 118 to 1344 and encodes 408 amino acids.